Ornithodoros turicata is the source of this 7602-nucleotide messenger RNA. Its product is annotated as unconventional myosin-XVIIIa-like. The record is from RefSeq and is a predicted model, not a curated record. The transcript is spliced from 38 exons. NCBI's taxonomy places the organism in Eukaryota, Metazoa, Arthropoda, Arachnida, Ixodida, Argasidae. Gene Ontology annotation, biological process: actomyosin structure organization. Gene Ontology annotation, cellular component: myosin II complex; myosin filament; cytoplasm. Gene Ontology annotation, molecular function: actin filament binding; cytoskeletal motor activity; ATP binding. Bases 158 to 6073 code for a protein of 1971 amino acids.
CGCUCCGCUGUGCCAAUGUUAUGCUGUGUCCCUUGAUGAGGUUGCACGGCAAGGAAGAUUUUUUUGGAAUGUAGUACUUGUCUUGGGCGUUUCAUGCGCGCCACGCCUCCAAUGAGCACGGUGACACACUGUCGUGUACCCAUGAUCCGCAUCCAUCAUGUUUCCGUGGAAGAAAGCGAAAGAAAAGGAGAAAGAUGAUAAAGGGAAGAGAAGAGAGGAGAAAAAGGCCCAGGGCAAGUCAGCUGGGUCUGACACUCGCCGAAGGAACCUCGUAAUUUCUGCUCCGAUUCAGACCCAGUUUGGCAGUAGUUUGACUUCACCGAUAGCGGAAGAACAUGUCGCAGGCGGGAGCAACUCCCAAGCUUCUUCUCACGAACAGGGCGUCACUGCACCUUUCAAUGGUGUCACCAAAAAGCCACCACCCGUUCCACCCAAGAAGUUCGGCGUGGCCAGGACCCUCAGUGCACCCAAGAGCAAGCCUCCCGAGAGGCCGACGCCGCGGUCUGCUACGCUUAUGGUGCAGUCGUCAUCGAGAAGUCCCUCGGGAAAGGUCCAGGAAGAAAAGAAACGAGCCAAGCUGAACCUGGUGCUUCCGAGUGUCAAGACAGACGCGCACUGCCUACCGCCGCGUGUACUCACCGUGGUGCGGCAGCCCACUGGGGAUUUUGGAUUUUCCUUGAGACGUUCUGCCCUGUCUGAUGGCAUACCAGGCAGCGACGUGCGGCCGAAAACCAUCAUGUUUGCAGAGCCGAGCACAGUUGCCAGCUCGGUGUCGACGGGGCUCCUACCCGGCGACCGCCUGCUCGAAGUGAAUGGUGUUAGUGUGGAGGACAUGUCGAGAGAAGGAGUCAUUGACCUGGUGAGGGCGUCUGGGGACAAAGUCGCACUCAAGGUCCAGCCACUGCCAGAACUGUGCGAGAUUGUUUCGAGAGUGGCGCAAGGUUCCUCUGUGACAGGGUUCUCGCGUACGCUGUCUCGUGUGAGCAGCCGCCGUUGCAAGGUGCUUGGGGCAAAAACGGACGAGGAAAUUGCAGCAGAGCGCCAGUGGAUAAAGUCUGUCAAGGUGUGGGUGAUGUUCGAUGGAGGCUAUGCUAGUGCAUCGCUAGUGAAGUCUGAUUCGAAACCACUGGAAGGCAAGGUUAAGGUCAGGUUGGAUGCUUCCGGCGAAAUAGUUGAAGUUGAUGAAGAAGAUGUGGAAAAGGCGAACCCUCCUCAUCUUGACUUUGUUGAAGACCUGUCCCAACUUCGGCAUCUGAACGAAGCCAGUGUACUGCACGUACUGCGCAGCCGUUUUUCCGCCAACCUCACUCACACAUACGCUGGCUCGGACAUGGUCGUCUUCAAUUCGCUGCAACCUCUUGCCAUAUACUCUGAAAAGGUGAUGCGCUUGUUUAAAAGCUGCCGGCCAGAUGAUCUACCGCCGCACAUAUUCGCGGUGGCUCAAUCUGCCUACGCGUCACUCCUUGCCACACGUCGAGAUCAGUCCAUUGUGCUCUUGGGGCGUAGUGGAAGCGGCAAAUCGUGCAAUGCAAAGCAAGUAGUGCAGCACUUGUGCACUACAACUGGAGGUGCUAACAGCACAGCUUUUGCAGAGAAGCUUAGUGCAACAUCGGUACUGCUGGAGUCCUUUGGCAAUUGUCGGACGGCAGCAAACACAAAUGCUUCUCGCUUCACUCAACUCUUUUCCUUUGACUUUGACCACUCUGGCCAGAUGGUCUCCUCAUCUGUGCAGACGUUCAUGCUGGAACGUUCAAGAGUAUCAAGAAGACCUGACGGAGAGCCAAAUUUCCACAUCUUCUACUACAUGCUGGCAGGCAUGAGUGACCCUCUGAGGAAAGAAAUGUGCAUCGAAUCCCUGGAGGAACCAAAUCACUUCCUGACACCACUGAGAAAGCCCGAAGACAAGAGGAAAGCAACGGUCAUGUGGGACCUAAUCCUGGCCUCCCUGCAAACACUGUCAGUAAAAGAGCAGGAAUCAAAGAGCAUCUGGGCUAUUCUAGCGGCUAUAUACCACUUGGGAACAGCUUCAGCGUCGAGAGGUCCCAAUGGCAGGCUCACAUUUGCUCGACCGCAAAGUGCACAGAAGGCGGCAGUUCUGCUCGGAACCUCCGUGGAAGACCUUGCCAAGGCAGUCUUUUCCCAUGACUCCUUGCUGUCCGCAAGCGGCAACAGUCGCCUGGCAUCUCGAAAUGCUCAAAAUGAGAGCCCCACCGAACCCUUGGAGCCAUUGCAAGCAUUCGUCAUGGCACUCUACUCAGAAGCAUUUAGUGCACUCGUGGGCCUCAUUAACCGCGCUUUGGCAACUCCAGGCAGGAACAUUGCCACCAUCCACAUCUUGGAUGCUCCAGGCUUUCAAUUCCCAUUACCCAGCUCAAGUAGCCAUCGCACUGGAGCUACGUUAGAAGACCUCUGCCACAACUACGCUCAAGAGCGGUUGCAGCUCUUAUUCCACGACUCAACAUUCCGGGCGCAACAGGAGCGCUACGACCAGGAAGGUGUUACUCUCGAUGUGGAUGAAUUCCAGACGUCUUUGCCGUCAUCUAUGGUUUCCCUGCUGGAUCAGUGUCCACCUCAGCAAGGUUCACUGCGGGCGUCCACUACAGAUCUGCGCAUUAGUGACCAGUGCGGUCUCCUCUAUGUGUUGGACGAGGAAUCGCUUUAUCCUGGCAACGUAGAUGAAGCAUUCCUUGACAAGGUCUUCCAACUGUGUGACUCGCAGGAACACCAAGAACUAAUUCGACGUGGCCAACUUCCAACUCAGUUCGCCCUCAACCACCUCCACGGCACGCUGCCCAUCACGUACAAUGCGUCGGGCUGGCUCAAAAUAGGCCGUGAACAUGCUGCAUUCCGUCAGGUGGCAUCACUACUUCAAGACACUCAGAAGGAACACAUGAGUCAGAUGUUCGCAUCAGCUCGUGGUCUACUUUCAACGUGCAUGAGCUCAAGUACGCUGAACCUUGAUUGCGGAACGUCAUCGCUGCGGCGCAUACCCAGCAUACGGCGGGCGCAGUCAGCCAUUUCCGCCACAGCAAAGAGGAGGUCGUUACCACUGCAAGUGAAAUAUGCUAUGGAUGCCUUAGUGGACGUUCUGCGGCGUACGAGGUUACACUUCGUGCACUGCUUUGUUCCGAAUCACGGAGCUGGAUUGUGUAACCAUCAUCCUGCCUCUGGUACAUCGCUAGGAGCAGAUAACCAGUUCGACGUACCCCUGGUACGUUCGCAGCUUCACGGAACAAAGAUACUGGAUGCCGUACGGAUACGAAAACAGGGUUUUCCAGAAAAUAUGCUGUACAUAGAAUUCAAGAGGCGGUACGAGGUGCUCGCACCUGCAGAGAGCCGUGGUGCCAUUCAGGAGAUUGUGGACGGGAAAGCAUCAGUUGAGGCUCUCUUACAGCAUCUGGAUAUCGAUGCUACCACCUACAGACUAGGUCUAAGCCAGAUCUUCUUGAGGUCAGGCACCCUUUCCACUUUAGAAUCACAGAGGGACGAGAAACUUGCCAGCGUUGUAAUACGCUUUCAAGCGCAUGUGCGGGGCUACUUAGGACGACGUCGCUACCAAAAGCUCAAGGUCCAGGUAUUGGCCAUCAGAUGUAUCCAAAGAAAUGUCAAGAAGUUUCUCGAGGUCCGCAAUUGGACCUGGUGGCGUCUGUUCACCAAGUUGGCUCCGUUGCUCAACGUACAUCGAACGGAAGAGGAGCUCAGGAUGAAAAUGGAAGAAACGGAAGUGCUCAAGGUGAAGCUGGAGAAACUAGAAAAAGAGCGAGCCGAGCUCAAGCUGAACCACGACAACUUGGAAGCAAAAGUGAGCGAGCUAUGGUCGGACCUCAGCCAGGAGCAGGCGGCCUCGGUCCAGGCGGCGGAGAUGCUGGAUGCUGAGAGUGCCGAAAGGAUGAGGCUGGAGAAGGAAGUGCGUGAACUUCAGAGCCGUUGCUCCCAACUGCAGCAGCAGAAAGACCGCAUUGAGAUGGAAGUUUCAGAGACUCGAAUGAUGCGGUCUUUCAGUACAGAAGCAAAUGGAGACAUCUCGGAUGACGAUGAUAUCAACGGUGUAUCCAUCUACAAACAGAAGUAUGAGCGUGUCCUGCGGGAGACGGAGAUGAAGAAGCGCAAGAUGAGCCAGCAGCACGAGGACGAAGUCGAGCAGCUCAUGAUGUCCCGGAAGGCUGCAGAGAAGAAGCUGGCAGAGGCGCUCGAUGACGUCGAAGAGGGACGUCAGGCAGUCAGCAGUUGGAAGCGCAAGGCCCAGAAGCUGACGGCAGAGCUGCAGGACCUCCAGCUCAUGGUGGAGGAGCAUAUGGGACGUAAUGCUGAACUGGAACGUAAACAACGCAAGUUUGAUGGUGAGCUUAGCUCGGCUGUGGAUAAUCUGAAACAGGAGCGGUACAGCAAGGAGAAGAUCCUGAGGGAGAAGGAGGCACUGUAUGCAGAGAAGUUAGCCUUAGAGCAGGAACUGCAGGCUGUCCGCAUGGAACUGGAAAUGCAACACAGCAAGGUGUCCAGCCUGCACAAGGAAUUGGACGAACUCACGUUCAGUAGCCAUGGUGAAGAAGAGGUAGCAAAGUUGAAGCGAGCCAAACAGGAGCUAGAUCGCAAGGCUCGAGACCAGGAAGAGGAGUUGGAGGACCUUGCCGGCCAGGUUCAACUUCUUGAACAGUCCAAACUGCGUCUCGAAAUGGCCCUGGAGAAGCAGAGGCAGGAGCACAGAAGAGAAGUUUCCACCAAGGAGGAAGAGCUCGAUGAAGCACGUGCGGCUGCAGCGAAAAAGCUUCGCAACCUGGAAGCCCUCCUUGAGCAGGAGCAGGAAGACCGGCAUGCCCUCGGUCGGCAGAAGAACGAACUGGAGCGUCGUCUGGCUGAGCUGAGCGAGCGGCCACCUCCACGCGAUCCUGAGAUUGAGCGCAGACUGCGACGUGACCUCCGAAGGACACGUGCACUCCUGCGGGAUGCGCAGGGAAUGCUGGAACAUGCGCGUGAUGGGCAGGCCACAAAGACCAUCGUCAGACAGCUCAAGAACCAGCUGGAAGACGCAGAAUUUGCCAAGACAGUAGCUGUCAAGGCACGGCAAGGGGCAGAAAUGGAACUCCAGGAAGUUCAGACACAACUUGAAGAAGUACUACGGGUUAAAAACGAGUCAGAAGGACGGUGCCUGCAGCUGAACCGUGAAAAGGGUGCACUCCAGAUACAACUUGAAGAAAUCGAGGAAGAGCAGGCUGAGCUGAUGAAAAAGUACAAAGCUGCCGUGCAACAGAUGGCAACUGACCAAAAAGUCAUCAGUGAACAGUCUGAACAAAUCGUAGAUCUGGAGUCCGAAAGGCAUCACCUCAGGGAACAGGUCCAUGAUCUUAGCUCCAAAGUUGAGCACAUGAGCUCGCAGGCCGAAGAAUCGCACGUGAUUCGUCGCCUCGAGUCACGAGUCAGGGACUUGGAGUCAAAGUUGGAGCUGGAACAGACGUCUAAAUCUCGACUGGAGGGCCAGGUGCAAAGGCUGAAGGACCAGUGCAACAGGCUACAAGACGAGUGCAGCCAAGCAAUAACCAAAGAACAACAAACACAGGAAAACUGCCGCAAGCUGCAAAGGCAACUCAGGGACCUCCGGGAGGAUUGCACAGCACUUCAGCACAAAGAAGCUGAAGCACAGCAGCGUUGUCAUGAGCUGGAAAUGGCUUUGGACAAUGCGGAGACUGACUUACAGGGAACAAGGAAUGACCUGAAACUGGCUUGCCAGAGGAUUCAGGACCUUCAAACUGCCCUAGAGGAAGACCUAGAUUCAGGCACGGAUAUCUUAGAGGAAAGUGAGUCUGACGAGGAUGACGACGACGUUGACGUGGAUAGUAUCCUCAAAAAGCACGGUCUCAGCGCCAUAGGUGCCAAAACACCAGGAUACUCUCUCGGCGGGGACGAUUCCCCGAUCAACAGCCGACGCAACAGCAACUCUGCUGCGUUUUCUCUCAGUAGAUCCAAUGAGAGCCCUGUCUCUGGACUAUCCUCUGUGAGCCCCGACUCCUCAGAAACAGUUGAGUGCCCGAACGAUGGCCGCCGGACCUACACAGAUGAACAGCUCGUCAACGUCUGAGGUCAGCCCGUUCAGUCCAUUGCGGUACACCACAUUGGUGUGUUCCAACAGUCCAUUUAUUUUACGUACACGACUCGGACGUGCAUUCCUCGUUGCGACGCCUUCUUUAAUCCGUGCCGCCGAUUUGUCGCCAAGCCACAGCCGUUUAGAAUGGUGAACCGUUCUUUUCAGUGUUGCACCCUUGGGUAAGGCUGAAAAUGCCAUUUUUGUGACCUAAAUAGAUUUCAAAUCGGUUACGUAUGAAGAGUGCCAGACAGUGGCUUUUACCUUUCAGUUCACCUUUGGUGUAUUCACCAACUGCUGUCAGCACCCUGUGAUAUCUACACACCUUGUACGAGGCAAACCAAGUGCUCUCUUUACUUAAGCUGUACUUAAGCUGUAGCUGUUUGGUCUGAGAACAGCGUCAUAGUAGACGUAUGGCUUAACCUGCAAGCUUUGAGAAAUGCCUUGCCUUGUAAAUCGUUUUUUAAAAGUCUUUUUAUGCGCUUGAAUCAACUUAAUAUAUUGCUAUGGGCAUCAUGAAAUCUUACGGUUAUUAUAAUGCAUUUUUGAGGGUGGAAUACGUCUUGAAAUCGGAGGUGCUGCACUAAUUUUGUCUAAUAUAUCCGUACAUGAUGCAAAGAGUUGCUGGUGACAAUGUUGAUCUUGAGACACUGAAAGGGCCAUGGUGAGGUAGUCGCCCUUGUAGAAAUGUGGGUGCUCGAUUGUAUAAAGCGUGAACAUUCGACAAAAGUUACUGGAACCUUGCCUAUACACCUUACCAACCACCUGGUAGAAGCUUAUCUGUGAACUGUGCUAUGAGUCAGAGAACAUUGCACAUUUCAUUCAUCGAGAAGAUUCGUGUCUAUUUAUAACCGUGUUCCUAGGUCAGCAUUGCAUCAUAUUAAUGGUGCCUCGAUGGUACAUACUCUGCUGUGCCUAGCAUGGAGACAAUGCAUUGACCAUGAUAUGCAUAUGACAAUGCAAUGGCCAUGCAUCACAUUGUUCUCGUGUUACUCAGGCCGAAGUCUUCCUCUAUGUGCUGCCGUCACUGAACAGAGAGGCAAGUGUGAGGAAUGGAAGUUAGUGUUCAAAUCUUUGUACUAUAUGCUGGCAUUAUGUGUUACGAGAUAACUCUAAUGCUGCCCUGUCUCUUCUCUUGUACACCUUCCAAAGUGCUUUGCUUGGUCUGUUUCGUACUUCUUGUUCUAAGCCUGAAUUUCAAAUCGUCUUGACAACGAGAUUGAGGAUCACUCAGUGGGUUGUGCCCAACAUGUCCAAGUGUUUUUAAGUUAUGUCUUGCUGUCGGUUUACUUUCAGUUAUGAGAUUAGAACAACGUGGCACAGCUGGCUUAUGCUUUUAGAGUAGUUGAGAUUGUAUGCUGGCUUGUGGCAUUCUUAUCGAAAUUGUUUGCGAUCCCACAGUUGUGAUGUGGAAGGUAACACAAAACAAGAAUGCAGCAACACUAGAGAAAAAUAUGAAUAUAUAGAUGUAAAGGUGUGUGUAAUUAUGUAAUUAUGUUUAGUAAAUAAACAUUUUUCCCUCUUAA